Messenger RNA from Magallana angulata, 5277 nucleotides. Its product is annotated as octopamine receptor-like. Bases 3695 to 5209 code for a protein of 504 amino acids. Gene Ontology annotation, biological process: G protein-coupled receptor signaling pathway. The transcript has 2 exons. Gene Ontology annotation, cellular component: membrane. Gene Ontology annotation, molecular function: G protein-coupled receptor activity. The record is from RefSeq and is a predicted model, not a curated record. Lineage: Eukaryota; Metazoa; Mollusca; Bivalvia; Ostreida; Ostreidae.
UGAUUUUAGUCAUCAUUGCUCAUUCGCUGUUUAUCUAUGACGUUACCUAAAUGACCCAAUUCCCGCAAAUAUGCAAACAAAUGAAAAUAAUCUCAUUUUUGCUGUAUAUUUUGCAUUCGGAAGUAUAGAGCGCAGGUCUGCUCAAGUGCGAUUUUAACAUAUGUUUUUCUUCAGAUAGUUAUACACAUUAUACUAAAAAAUGGUACUUGAGCAAGCCUGCGCUCGAUGUUUCGUAGUCGAAAAACCAUCGGAAAACACCCAUAUUUUGUCACAAAUCAUCAAUUUAUCAAAAUAAUGCAAUCUUCAUGACGUCAUUUCUACAUUAUGACGUCACUGUGGUGAUAACCUUUUACACAUUUAUUUCCAACAUGAUUUAAACUAUCUUUCACCUUAUUUUAAAAGCUCUUUCUUAAACUUUGAUUUUGGGGGCAAAAAAUGCAUAAAACCGCACUUAGUCCUUAGAAUUUACACUACCUGAGGAUGCUUCCACACAAGUUUCAGCUUUCCUGGUCUUAUGGUUCAUGAGAAGAAGAUUUUUAAAGAUUUACUCUGUAUAUUCCUAUGUAAAACUUCGACCCCCCAUUGUGGCCCCACCCUACCCUCGGGGGUCAUGAUUUUUACAAAUUAGAAUUUACACUACCUGAGGAUGCUUCCACACAAGUUUCAGCUUUCCUGGUCUUAUGGUUCAUGAGAAGAAGAUUUUCAAAGAUUUACUCUGUAUAUUCCUAUGUAAAACUUCGACCCCCCAUUGUGGCCCCACCCUACCCCCGGGGGUCAUGAUUUUCACAAAUUAGAAUCUACACUACCAGAUGAUGCUUCCACACAAGUUUCAGCUUUCCUGGUCUUAUGGUUCAUGAGAAGAAGAUUUUUGAAAAUUUCUCGAAAAUUUUCAUAAAUUCCUAAUUAUCUCCCUUUGCAAAAGGGCGUGAUCCUUAAUUUUCACAAAUUUAAAUCCCCUUAGGCUAAGGAUGCUUUGUGCCAAGUUUGGUUGAAAUUGGCCCAGUGGUUCUUGAGAAGAUGUUGAAAAUGUGAAAAGUUUACAGACAGACGGACAGACGGACGGACGGACAGACAGACAGACAGACGGACGACAGACAAAAUGUGAUCAGAAUAGCUCACUUGAGCUUUCAGCUCGGUGAGCUAAAAACUCAGCAUCCAAUGUUUUUUAUGAAUUUCACACAUCAAGUUAGUUUGCUUAUUCAAUACCUGCUACAUCUGAAAUCAUUUUAACAGACCUUAUUCUACAAAAAAAGAUAGUUGAUAAAAAAAUAUGAGUGGAAAUCGUAAGGUAUCAAAAUAUUGUUCUUUAAAUAUAAUACACUGGAAUAGCAAAAAAUUUAUUUGAUGUGCAUUGUGAACUCUACAUACAUAAAAAACACAACUUAAUCUUUCAUAUAAUUGCCUCUACGCAUAUAUUUAAAAAAUUCCAUUUCUCAAUAAUACAGCAAAAUACCCUCCAUUUUCUCUUUAUCUUAUCUCUGUUUCUAAGUUUCCCAUAAAGGGUACACCAGGUUAAGCCUGACAAUUUCAGAGUAUCAACUAAAUUAAGACCCACUAUUAUCAGAUCAUCAGCUAUAGCCUCACUCUCCGAGAGCACUUUCUAAUUCUGACGCAAUAUUUUCUGCGACUGUUUGAAGUGGUCCAAUCACAAUCCAGGACAACUAACAAGUGCAGUGCAAAUUUCAUGAUGGAGUUGUAAAAGAAUCCUUAAUCCUCAAGUCACUACCUCCCCAUCACACACAAUUUAUCUCUAGCUUUUUUAAAAGCUAAUCAGCAAAAAUCCUCUCAUUAAUUCAACACCAACAGAUGGUUUUGAAUGACAUUUUUGAAAACACCGGUAGUUAAAGAAAUUGAUAUGGGAAAGUCACGAACCCCAUAAUAUAUUACAUUUGCCAUUAUUGCACUUUGGAUGAAUGGCAGAUUUACUAUCAGUGACUUUCACCACGAGUGACUUAAAUGGUGUCCAGUGUUUGUCAACAUCUUCAGAACUGAGAUAUGGUUUAACUGAGUACCAGCUGACCAUGAAAUGGGCUGUUAUCUGUAGCUACUAGCCUCUUGACAAUAUGAUGAGUGUAGUCUGGACAAUGACUGAGUUUCAUACAUAGCAAGAUCAACAGUAAGUACUGGUAAAUACUGUGAUAACCACAGAGAAAAUGACAUAUAACUUUACUUUCAGCUUGUAUUAAUUCACUUAUACUUAAAAUCAAAAUUGCAGCAAAUAUCUCCAUACACUGAAAUGUUUAUCAUUUAAGUCAAAGUCAUAACUAAUUUGAUCAACUCAACUUUGUAAUUUAGUGCUCAAGGCCAAUAAGAUUUUAACAAGUUUAGGGAAAUCCAAAUGAAUUCCACACCAAUUGUAACAAAAGUACCAGUAUAUGUACUUGUAAUGAAAAUGGUAACCCGUCAAGUACAAACAUGUACCAUCUGUAACGCUUAGACUAUUUAUUUUUAUGCUAAGAGCUUUAAUUUUGGGGUUAAUUAUUUCCUCAUUGCUUACUCAAAGGGAUGUGCCGGAGUUAUAGAUGCUAAUUGCUGUUCAAACAACUUUCAUUCAUUCUUUAUUUGCGCAAGACAUACAUCUUAUGGCAUACGUUGUUACAUAUAAUUAAUAGCAAUAUUGAAAUAAUGGUAUGGUACAUGUACAUGAACAUGUAGAGUACAUUGACAAUGUAUAUAUAAUAAAAUUUUACUAACACGCGAAAAAAAACCAGAGAAUUUUUCUUAAUUAUCAUGAAUAUUAAAAGCUAGAUGGAGAUACUUCCCCAAAUUACACAGUUCUUUAAAAUUUUGAACACUUAAUAAUAUGUAUAAAUUUGUAUACAGAAGGUUUCUUCCAAUAAUAUUUCUUAAUAUAUUUUACUCGGAUUUCUCUAUACUGUCAACAUUUCAAAACAAAAUGGAAUUCAUCUUCAAUAAGACUUGACACUGCCCUAACUGUCCUAAUUGUCCACCAUUUCUUUAACUAUAAAAAAAUUCAUAUGAUCAUAUUAAAAAUUGAGAAAUAAGUGAGCUAAGCCCAUCCCACCCUGCUUUCAUCACAGAGAAGGGACAGCCCCUGUACUACUGUUGCUCAGCAAUCUUUCUCAGUCAAUAUCUGUCCCUUUAUUUUCAUAUUUUGUGCCUUUAAAGUCAAUCAGACACACUGACAGCAACUUUUCCAAAAAGGAAAGACGUUUAGAGAUCUAAUUUUUUAAGUUGGAGCUUCUAAUAUAUAUUCAGGUAUGCAAAUUAUGAUUAUGAUUCAAUAUUCUCUAAUAUUCCUCUAAGACAGAUAGUUUUCACCAAGGUAUGCAAAUAUUAUCUAUGAUUUAAUUUUUUUUCAUUUUUCUCUACGACAGAGAACAGGGUAAAGGGUAUUUUUUGGCCUUAAGAUAUUUUCACUCAAUCCUACGAAUCUGAGAUUGUCCCCAUUUUUAUUUUUGCCUGACAAUGUUGUGUUUAAAGAAAAAUUAAAAUUUAAUCUACCUAUUUUUACUGAGGUGAAAGAGUACCAAUUAAGGAAAAAAAAUGAGGGUGGGGAUUUCUCUGAAUCUAGUACAUGUACAAUAGCAUAUUAUAAUUAAGUUAUAUAAAGAGUUUCCGCUGGGUUUUUUUUAUAAAGAAACUGUCUUCAAAUUAAUAAAAUAACAGAUCAAAAUAAAAUGUCUCUAAAAAAAACAAAUGCUAAUUUUAGGUCAUCCAGCAAAAUCCGAGAAUGACUACCGAGAUGACAAAUACCAGUACCUCAUCGUUUAUACUGAAUCUAACACAGAUGACAACGGAAGCCAAUACUGACAACAACCACACAUUACCAGGAUCACAUCUUCCUUUUGACAUCAAAUACGACCCAACCCCCUGUUAUUCCAUAUACUGCAUCUUUGAACUCCGCUACAGACAGGACAACUACACUAUUCUUAUGUGCAUAGCCAUUAUGCUUGGAAUUCUGGGAACAGUGGGCUUUGUGGGUAAUAGCCUAGUGCUGACAGUACUGCUGAGGGCAAAGAUGAAGCAGACGUCGGUUUACUUCAUGGUGAUGCUGUCAAUCCUUGAUCUGAUGGCCUGUGUAGUGGUGAUUCCUGGAAUCGUGAUCACAGAAUGGCACUUUCCUUUCCCCAGUGACUUUUUAUGCAAGUUUUGGGAGGCGAUCCGCUACUUCACGAUCCCAACAUCAGCCAUGGUCCUCGUCGCCAUAGCCUUUGAUAGGUGUAUAGUCAUCUGCUUUGCUCCCAGAAGAAUGUCCAAGAAUGUAACUUUCAUGAUCAUUUCCUCGAUUUUGUUAAUUGGAAUUUGUCUUGGAGUUCUCCCAGCUCUAGUGAUGGGUGUUUAUUCAAGUAAUGGAAUCUACUUUGGGUACUGCAUUCCAAACUACCAGUACAUUUCCUUAGAGUCCCUCAACAAGUACUGGUUAGGAAUAACUUCCAUCUUCAUACUAAUGAUAAUCACCAUCAUCAUUUUCUAUUCUUCCAUCUUCUUCACUGUGUUGCUUCAGAACAGAAAGUGGAGUAAAAUUCGUUCCCAGGGAUUGCAAACCUCUGCUAACAAUGCUAACAAGCCAUCCACAAGUAAGGAUAAACAGACUGACAAUAGCAAAGAACUUCGCAGACGUUCCUCUACUAAUGAUGUCAUGUUUGCAACCAGAGCUAGUGAAAAACUGUUGAAAGUGCCACAAAACAGCAGGAUACACCCAGAAACAACUAUAGACUAUGAUACUGUGCAUAGAGUACACAUAGAUUGUCCCAUGGAAAGUGCUCUAGAGACUGAGAUAGAGGAUAUAGAAGAAACCCCUGUGACAAGUGCAAACAUAAACAGUUCCAAACGAAAUGGUUCCCUGACAAAUGAGAAGUUACCUAAGAAACAAACUGUGAAAAUAUCUCCAAUCAACAUUACAGAUAUCAAGAAGGAAACUGAAACAAGUUCGAAGAAUAAAUGUACAACCAAACCGAACAACAAGACACUGUCACCUACUAACACCCGGUCUCAUUUGAUAAAGACAUCCAGGAAAACCCACAUCAAGACCACCCAGGUUCUCUUCACUGUGACCAUGGUGUACAUUGUCUCCUUUCUGCCAACAUUUCUUAUCGCUAAUGACCUUCUUCCAGAGUUUAAGGGUCGGAAGGUUAUCUAUUUGAUGUACUUUUUGAACAAUACAGCCAAUCCUCUGAUAUAUUCCUUUAUGAACCCAAUGUUUCGUAAACAAGUUUGGAAGUUUCUUCAGUGUAAAUCACGAUGAAAAGAUGCAGAUGUUGUGUACAACUCAUGAGAUGAUUUUGAAAAGAUCUGAAUAAAAUUUCAAGAAUU